AUGGUGGUCCCGUCUACUGACAGCGAGACGCAUGUCCGCUUUCAAACUUUGCCAGAGUUCCGACCUCCGCUUCUGAAUGUCACGGUAUAUGAUUCGGAGAGGUCAUGCCCUGGCUACUUAUUUGUCGCCCCUUACUCCCAAUUGGAGGCCAAGCAGAUCACAGAUCCUGCCGAAGCGUAUAUUACUGGACCCAUGAUCUAUGACCAUACUGGACAAUUGGUAUGGAUCGGAUCUACUAUGUUUCCUGGACGGGAUGCCUACGACUUCAGGUCCGUAAUGUAUAAGGGCGAGACCAUGCUUUCAUUCAUCAUUUCAACGAACGAGUUCUAUCCGGAGCAUCCAGAAGGAAUGGCUGUCCUCAUCAACAGCCAGUAUGAGCUCGUAAACAUGACCUUGCCCUUGCUCAACACGCCGGAAAUCAAUAUCCACGAGUACAAGAUCAUUAACAAUGGAUCAUCUGUUCUGACACUAUAUACCAAGCCAACAUUGGUCGAUGAGACAUGGAUCAUGGAUGAUGGAUUUGUCGAGAUAGAUCUCAACACUGGUGCCACUCUGUUUCGCUGGAACUCGUUGGAACAUGUCCCUCUGAAUGCAUCGAACUUCCAUCUUCCCAAGGCAGGCUCGACAACCGAAAAAAGAAGUUGGGACUGGUUCCAUGCGAACUCGAUAGACAAGAAUGCAGAUGGUGACUACCUACUGUCUUCACGACACGCCAGCAGUAUAUACAAGAUUUCUGGUAAAGAUGGAGCCAUCAUGUGGACCCUCAGCGGGAAAAGCCCUGAUAUCGACCACUCAGGAGGAUUCAACUUCUCCUGGCAGCACGAUGCGAGACUGAGAUACGAGGAUCAGACAACAACCGUUAUUUCGUUCUUCGACAACGCUGGAGUCGGCAUCAACGAGGAAAGCAAGACAACAGGAAACUGGAGUCGUGCAGUGGUUGUUGAACUCAACACUUCAAUCAAACCAAUGACUACUCGUGUGCUUCGCAGCUAUGACAGACCAGACCACGAGAUCUCGAUCGCACGAGGUAACAUGCAAACUCUUCCAAACGAUAACGUGUUUAUCGGAUGGGCUAGCGGUGGUCUCAUCAGCGAGCUCACAGAAGACGGCUCUCCAGUCAUGCAGGCUCAAUUCCAGGAUGGCAAGAUGAGCACCUACCGCUCGUACAAGUUCAAUUUCACUGGCCGACCACACUUGCCUCCUGUAACGAAAUCCAUCGUUUACGGUUCUACACCAGAAGCUGCAAAUACCUUUCACUAUCUGAGCUGGAAUGGAGCUACAGAUGUGCAUUCGUGGAACCUUUACGGUGCUUCCAAAAAUUCUUCUGGCAGCUUCUCAUUGCUGGCGAAUGUGUUGAAGACAGAUUUCGAAACAAUGUACAUGACCAAGGGGUACACUGCAUUUGUCUACGUCGAGGCAGUUGGUAUGGGUGGCGAAGUCAUGGGUCGCUCCAUUCCCACUACCUCAGAAAUUCCCCAAAGAUGGGUAGGAACAUUCUGCACAGCAGAUGGUGUCUGCAAGACUAAUGAGGAAGAGUCUCCCGAAACGGAUCUGGAGAACGACGAGAAUGAAGCUACUAAAACGAUCGACGAAGAAACAAGUCACCCGGAAACCAAGAUUGAGCAUCAGCCAGGCACAACAUCAUUACACAGAGUCCAUGAGGACAAGCCACUACUUCUGGGUGUUGGCUUAUUAGCCAUGUUCAUAUUUGCAUACUUGUUCAUACGUCUAUUUAAGAGGCGCAAUACUGCACGAUACAAGCAUGUAGCAUAG
Molecule: messenger RNA, 1773 nt
Organism: Aureobasidium melanogenum CBS 110374
Lineage: Eukaryota; Fungi; Ascomycota; Dothideomycetes; Dothideales; Saccotheciaceae
Exons: 4
Coding region: 1-1773 (590 amino acids)
Source: RefSeq, a predicted model, not a curated record